Molecule: messenger RNA, 1431 nt
Organism: Puma concolor (puma)
Lineage: Eukaryota; Metazoa; Chordata; Mammalia; Carnivora; Felidae
Source: RefSeq, a predicted model, not a curated record
AUGACUCCCAUGAGGACCCAGCACUCGUUGGCGGGGCAGACCUAUGCAGUGCCGCUCAUCCAGCCAGACCUGCGGCGAGAGGAGGCCAUCCAGCAGGUGGCAGAUGCCCUUCAGUACCUGCAGAAGGUCUCUGGAGACAUCUUUAGCAGGAUCUCCCAGCGAGUAGAGCUCAGCCGGAGGCAGCUGCAGGCCAUUGGGGAGAGGGUCUCCUUGGCCCAGGCCAAGAUUGAGAAGAUUAAAGGCAGCAAGAAGGCCAUCAAGGUGUUCUCCAGUGCCAAGUACCCAGCACCAGAGCGUCUGCAGGAGUAUGGUUCCAUCUUCACAGGUGCCCAGGACCCUGGCGUGCAGAGACGCCCCCGCCACAGGAUCCAGAGCAAGCACCGCCCCCUGGAUGAGUGGGCCCUGCAGGAGAAGCUGAAAUACUUCCCUGUGUGUGUGAACACCAAGCCAGAGCCUGAGGAUGAGGCCGAGGAGGGGCUCGGGGGCCUUCCCAGCAACAUCAGCUCCGUCAGCUCCUUGCUGCUGUUCAACACCACUGAGAACCUGUACGGCAAGUCGAUCUUCCUGGACCCCUGGCUGGUCUUCUUGAAGACCCACGUGAUGCUGGGGGCAGAGACAGAGGAGAAGCUGUUCGAUGCCCCUUUGUCCAUCAGCAAGAGGGAGCAGCUGGAGCAACAGGUGGAGAUGGAGGCGAACUACUUCUAUGUGCCUGACCUGGGCCAAGUGCCUGAGAUCGACGUAACAUCCUACCUGCCUGACCUGCCAGGCAUCGCUGAUGACCUCAUGUACAGUGCUGACCUGGGCCCCGGCAUCGCCCCCUCCGCCCCUGGCACCAUUCCAGAGCUGCCCACCUUCCCACACAGGGUGAACAUCACACCUUCCCACCUUUCCGUUGCAGACCCGGAAGAUGGAGUGCUGAUAGCACCCCCACCCCCACCCCCACCCCCGCCGCCUCCCCCAGCUCCAGCUGUGCUGGUCAGCGCUCCGCCACCCCCACCCCAGACCCUGGCCUCCCCAGGCCAAGGUGCCAGGGAAGAAGACCGCAGUGGUGGCUUGUCUCCAGCUACAGUCCAGGGAGCUCCCAAGGAAGUGGUGGACCCCUCCAGUGGCCGGGCCACUCUCCUGGAGUCCAUCCGCCAGGCUGGGGGCAUCGGCAAGGCCAAGCUACGCAGCGUCAAGGAGCGCAAGCUGGAGAAGAAGAAACAGAAGGAGCAGGAGCAAGUGAGAGCCACAAGCCAAGGUGGGGACCUGAUGUCGGAUCUCUUUAACAAGCUGGUCAUGAGGCGUAAAGGUAUCUCUGGUAAAGGACCUGCAACGGGGACCGGUGAGGGGCCAGGAGGAGCCUUUGCCCGAAUGUCAGACUCCAUACCGCCUCUGCCUCCCCCACAGCAGCCACCUGGAGAAGAAGAUGAGGACGACUGGGAAUCCUAG